GCGUGGACGAGUCCGUCCCGUUCGGUGGCAGACCCACACUGCGUGGAUCAUGUCACAGAAGUGUGACCCUCAGCUACAGCGCUGAAUCAUCGCACGUAUAAAGAUUUACAUUAUUUCGCCACAUACAGCACCCAAAAAAACAAAACUUUUACUUUCCUUCCCUUCGGCUUUUUUUCUUUUCCCCCCCCCGCUCCAAAAAAAAAUCCCCAAGAAAAGAGGGAGUUGCUGGUACGACAGAGAGGAGAGCGAGGAAAAUAAAAUCAGAAAUACAUUUUGAUCGGAAAAUUUAAAAAAAAAUAAUAACUUCCGCGGGGAAACAUUUCCUCCAAUGUACGUUUUGGGUACCUGGGCCGAGAUGAAGCCAGAGAUCAGCGCAGCGGUGGGAUUUAUUUGUAAGCUCCUCCAGACAAAGGCGACAGUGGACGAGCGGCAGUUACAGACUUUCUGUCAGUCUCUGCAGGAGCUGCUGGCGGAGCACUAUCAGCACCACUGGUUCCCCGACAAACCCUGCAAGGGCUCCGGGUACCGGUGUAUCCGGAUCAACCACAAAAUGGACCCCAUCAUCUGGAAGGCGGCGAACCGGAUCGGACUGAGCGACCAGCAGGUCUUCCAGCUGCUGCCGAGCGAGCUCACCCUCUGGGUCGACCCUUACGAGGUGUCGUACCGGAUCGGCGAGGACGGCUCGAUCUGCGUGCUGUACGAGGCUCGCCCCGGGGGCCACGGCCACCGCCGCCAUCACCACCACCAUCACCACCACCACCACCGCCUCGGCGUCGGCUCCCCCCCUCUGCCCUCCCUGGACGGCAGUCGGAUCAGCUGCAAGGACGAGCUGCUGCUGGGCCGGACCAGUCCUUCCAAAAACUACAUGAUGACCGUGUCCAGCUAGUGGCAAAAAAACAAAAGGGGAAUUUAUGUUUUUAAAAAAAAACACUUUCAAACUCCCACACCCCCUCUCUUUCUCUUCUCCCUUCCCAGAAAAAAUUCAAAAUCUGCACUGGGAAGAUUGUGUAGUGGGGGGCGGGGGGUAGGUGUUGUUUUGGAUGGGGUGGGAGGGUGGAAAAGAAAGGAAGGCGCCUUUAUUAUUUGGGACCCACACUGGGCUUUGUUUAGGGUCGGUUAUCUCUCUCAAAUGUUAAGGAAGAGAGUAAUGUAGCUCUCACACAGGCUGUGCGGCAUUCAGGGAAAAACAGUCACAUCUCAAAUAUUUCCAGCAAUGUACCAAAUCCAAACCAAAAUUAUAUAUUUUAUAUCUAUAUAUAGGGAUAUUUCUGUAUGGGGAAGCGAAAACUGCCAGCUGUUUAUCGCCUUUUACAUAUUCCUCAAAACAGUAUUUUGACACUUGACAAUUUGUCUUUUAUAUUUAAAAAAAAAGUAAAAUUAAGGAUAUGGUGAUAUAUGUCUUUGAACUGGGUUUAAGCAGCCUUUGUAGAGCUACAAGCACACUGCUCUUUAACAUUUGACUAACCUACUUUGAAAUAGCUAUAUCUGUACAUUGCUAGCCUAGGGUUUUUCUAAAGUGCCGUCUUUCAUUUUUAGCACUGUUCAGUGAAGUGGAUGCGGACUGUAGUUUCUCCUCUACCGUGAUCAGGUAGCUUCACAAAUGUUUGAUUUGUGAAUUCUGUUGACCAUCUCUUGCUAUUUGAUAAAUUAUGAACUGCUGUAAAUUUGUACAGUUCAUGUAUAUUGAUUGUGGCAAAAAUUGUACAGAUUUCUAUUUUGGAAGAGAAAUUUUCUUCUCAAUUAUAAUAAAACAUUUCCUAUCUUGCCAUUUUAACAAGGACAAAA
Hemiscyllium ocellatum (epaulette shark) is the source of this 1785-nucleotide messenger RNA. Its product is annotated as protein BTG1-like. The record is from RefSeq and is a predicted model, not a curated record. The transcript is spliced from 2 exons. Bases 329 to 886 code for a protein of 185 amino acids. Gene Ontology annotation, cellular component: cytoplasm; nucleus. Gene Ontology annotation, biological process: negative regulation of cell population proliferation; negative regulation of mitotic cell cycle. Lineage: Eukaryota; Metazoa; Chordata; Chondrichthyes; Orectolobiformes; Hemiscylliidae.